Molecule: messenger RNA, 2520 nt
Organism: Anolis sagrei ordinatus
Lineage: Eukaryota; Metazoa; Chordata; Lepidosauria; Squamata; Anolidae
Gene: PIF1
Product: PIF1 5'-to-3' DNA helicase
Biological process (GO): DNA repair; telomere maintenance
Molecular function (GO): DNA helicase activity; ATP hydrolysis activity
Source: RefSeq, a predicted model, not a curated record
CCGCGUGCUUGUAAAGCCACCCUGGAGUGUUUCAUGAAUGGGGGAGGCAAGAAGAGAAAGGCCUAGGGCCUCCAGACCUGGUGUCCUUUUAAGGCUCUGGUCAGCAUCUGCAGCAUCCGUUUUGCAACAAGCCAUCGAGCUUAGCCGGGGUCAGCUUCCUCCAGGAUGCAGUUGGCCUCUGAAGUGGGUGGGCAGAUCCAUUGCAUGGUAGCAAUUGAGCGCCUAGGUGCCACAGGCCCAAGCCGGGUGCUUCUCCGUGACGCAUUGGUGACACUUGGUCGGGACGAAUUCCGAACAAUGGUCUUGCGAGUCUCUACCACCAGCGGUCCAAGCCCUCCCCAGAACUUCCCCCUGCGACGGGAUGAAGUCCGACUGUUUACCCGCUUCAUGAAGGAUGGAAAGAGCUCCAUCAGGGUGGGCCCAGCUGCUGGGCUCAACCAUGUGCAGCUGCUGCUCUCGAACUGCCCUCCGGAUCAGUUGCGACGCUUCGUCCACAUGCUGCGCAUCAAACUAGAAGCCACACAGGAAAGACCUGUGACUGAGCGGAAGAGGCUCCUCUCUGGCCUGCCACGGAGCUUCGACACCAUAAGUCCAGUGCAAGUCCGAGAUCUGCAGCAAGCUAGUAGUGCCCGGCGAGCCCUGGCUGAGAUAGCCACGCCAGUGAAAGGCCGGGACCAAGGCCGCUGUGCUGCUAGGAAGCGUGCCCGGAUUGAAUCGGAGGACAAGAAUCAGGUGGCUGAAACACGGCAGGUGAAGAAGCCUUGGUCAAUGGGCUCCCGAGUGACACUGUCCCAAGAGCAGUCAAUGGUGCUAAAUGCGGUGCUGAGUGGGAAGAAUGUCUUUUUCACAGGCAGUGCUGGUACUGGAAAAUCCUAUCUGCUAAAAAAGAUCAUUGCCUCGCUGCCACCAAAUGGCACAUAUGCUACUGCCAGCACAGGAGUAGCAGCCUGCCAGAUCGGAGGCACCACUCUCCAUGGCUUUGCAGGAAUUGGCUCAGGAAAAGCUCCCCUAUCGCAGUGUAUUGAGCUGGCUCAAAGGCCUGGGGUUCGGCAGCAAUGGCUAAACUGUCGCCGUCUGAUCAUUGAUGAGAUCUCUAUGGUGGAGGGUGAUUUUUUUGAUAAACUGGAAGCAGUGGCUAGAGAUGUAAGGAAAUGUGAGGAUCCAUUUGGAGGAAUCCAGCUCAUUAUCUGUGGUGAUUUCUUGCAGCUGCCUCCAGUCAGCAAAGCCACUGAGAAGCCCAGGUUCUGCUUCCAGGCAAAGAGCUGGAGGAGGUGUAUCCACUUGAAUAUGGAGUUGACAGAAGUACGGAGACAGACAGACAGAGAGUUCAUAUCUCUUCUAAAUGAGAUCCGUCUUGGCAGAUGCACAGAAGAAGUCACCAGGCAGUUGACUCUAAUAGCAACACACAAGGUGGAGAGAGAUGGGAUCCUGGCCACCCGGUUGUGUACCCACAAGGAGGAUGUAGAGCUCACAAACGCUAGGCAGUUACAGGAGUUAACUGGAGAGCAAAGAUCCUUUAAAGCAGUGGAUAGUGAUCCAUCAUCAGUGAAAACCAUUGAUGCACAGUGUCCUGUGAACAGUGUUAUUGAGCUCAAGCAAGGUGCUCAGGUGAUGCUUACUAAGAACCUUGAUGUGUCCCGGGGUCUGGUGAAUGGGGCCCGUGGAGUUGUGAUUGGAUUUGAGACAGAAGGAAGAGGGCUACCAAAAGUGAGGUUUCUGUGUGGCAUCACAAACGUUGUUGGGAUGGAACGAUGGCUUUUAAAGGGUCCAGCAGGGACAUAUUUGAGUCGCCAACAGUUGCCCCUGAAACUAGCCUGGGCCAUUUCUAUCCACAAGAGCCAGGGAAUGUCUCUGGAUUGUGCUGAGGUCUCCCUGGCCCGUGUUUUUGAAUAUGGCCAGGCUUAUGUAGCACUUUCCCGAGCACGCAAUCUUAUGGGUCUUCGUGUUCUGGAUUUUGAUCCUAAGGUAGUGAGAGCCAACCCUUAUGUUUUGCAGUUCUACAAGCAAUUACGAAAAGACAAAUUUUUAACUCAGGCUACUCUAAAGUUUUGCAUUCAAGCUGACAAAGAAAACAUAGAAGGCACCUGAACUGUCUGCUAAAAAUCCUGGACAUUUUAUUGCUCUUUGUCCUCUUUAUUAAAUAGGCAAAAAUGAUAUUUUGGAAACCACUGAUCAUCAAUAUGUACAUUCUAAGUUCUAUAAGUAGAACAUGCUAGCACUGACAUCUUUCUUCUCUAGCAGUGAAGAGAAGUGGGACAUAAAUCAUCUGUCAUAAUUCAAGAUAUGAACUCUUAAGAACUUUUUUUACUGGGAUGGAAGUGGACGUUUUAACUUACUUGAAGCCCUUGUGUAGAAUAUCUAUCAUUUUGCUACUAUGUCUGGAUUUAAGUAAUGUCAUUGUUGUAUAUAUGGUUUUUAACAUUAAUGAAGUGCUUUUUAAAAAAGUAUCAGAAGUUAUCAGAAAAUUACUGAGGCAGAGAAUUGACCAAGUAGCAGCACUUAUUGAAGUCAGAGCAGCAA